GGCACGGAAGUGGGGAGGAAGGGCGGGGCUCGCCGUCUGCCGGCUCGGCCUUCCAGUGCGGGCAGCGGCCAGGCGAGCGAGGGGGGCCGACGGCGGCUGCGUCCCAUUACUGCUGCUGCUGCUGCUGCGAAAGGCGGUCGAGAUGUUCAGCUGGCUGAAGCAAGGCGGGCGCCACCGGCCCGGGGAAGGCGAGGACGUGGUGGAGACGGUGACGGGCGGCCUAAAGGAGCUGUACGCGAAGAAGCUGCUGCCGUUGGAGGAGCAGUACCACUUCCACGAGUUCCACUCGCCCGCGCUGGAGCCCGCCGACUUCGACAACAAGCCCAUGGUGCUCCUCGUGGGCCAGUACAGCACCGGCAAGACCACUUUCAUCCGGUAUCUGUUGGAAGAGGAUUUUCCAGGAAUGAGGAUUGGUCCAGAACCAACUACAGAUUCCUUCAUUGCUGUCAUGCAUGGAGACACUGAAGGGAGUAUUCCAGGGAAUGCUCUUGUAGUAGACCCUAAAAAGCCAUUUCGCAAACUCAGCCGUUUUGGAAAUGCAUUCUUGAAUAGGUUCAUGUGUGCUCAGUUGCCCAAUCAGGUUCUGAAGAGCAUCAGCAUCAUAGACAGCCCUGGCAUUCUUUCAGGAGAGAAACAGCGAUUACGCAGAGGUUAUGACUUCUGUCAGGUUCUGCAGUGGUUUGCUGAGCGUGUUGAUCGUAUCAUCCUCUUAUUUGAUGCCCACAAACUUGAUAUUUCUGACGAGUUCUCAGAAGCAAUCAAAGCGUUCCGGGGUCAGGAUGACAAGAUCCGGGUUGUGUUGAAUAAGGCUGACCAAGUAGACACCCAGCAGUUAAUGAGAGUCUAUGGAGCACUCAUGUGGUCUUUGGGAAAAGUGAUUAAUACUCCAGAAGUGUUACGUGUCUACAUUGGCUCUUUUUGGUCUCAGCCCCUGCAAAACUCAGAGAACCGAAAGCUGUUUGAGGUGGAAGCACAAGAUCUGUUCCAGGACAUCCAGAACCUACCACAAAAGGCAACAGUGAGAAAACUGAAUGACCUUAUCAAGAGAUCACGGCUUGCAAAGGUACAUGCUUAUAUUAUUAGUCACCUGAAGAAGGAAAUGCCUUCGGUAUUUGGAAAAGAAAAUAAGAAGAAAGAACUGAUCGACAAGCUACCUGAGAUUUAUAUGCAGUUGCAGCAACAGUACCAGAUCUCACCAGGCGACUUCCCUGAAGUCAAGAAAAUGCAGGAGCAGUUGGAGAAAUACGACUUCACCAAAUUCCAUUCUCUGAAGCCAAAGCUGAUUGAAGCUGUAGAUAAUAUGCUGGCAAACAAAGUUGCCUACCUCAUGACUCUGGUGAGCCAGGAAGAGCGUAACACGCCUGCGCAGAAAGUUCAAGGUGGGGCAUUUGAAGGCACCACAGUAGGACCAUUUGACCAGGGCUAUGGGGAAGGUGCCAAGGAAGGAGCCGGUGAGGAGGAGUGGAUUGUUGCCAAAGAUAAGCCUGUAUAUGAUGAAAUCUUUUACACACUCUCACCAGUCAAUGGUAGAGUCUCUGGGGCCAAUGCAAAGAAGGAAAUGUUGACCUCCAAACUGCCCAACAGUGUCCUGGGAAAAAUCUGGAAGCUUGCUGACUGUGAUAACGAUGGCAUGUUGGAUGAGGAGGAAUUUGCAUUAGCAAAGCAUCUUAUCAAGAUAAAACUGGAGGGAUAUGAACUCCCCAGUAGCUUGCCUGUCCAUCUGGUACCUCCAUCGCAUAGAAAACCUUUGCAUGGGGCACAGUGAUAACCGCAUUCUAAAAAUGUUAAAAGUUCAGUACCUGUUACAGUUAAAGAUUGUAUAACACACUUGAAGGUAGGGUUCUUGUCAAGCAUUUUAGGGCCACUUCUAACAUUGAAUCUGUCCUAUACGGAUACCAUUUGCACACGAAAAAGCACAGAAGCUAUCAUGUACCUCAUGCACUGGGGAGUGAUGCUUAGUGGCAGUUUUCUCCUAUGUGCAUUUGUGCAACAUGUAUAUCUUGUAAAAUAAACACGUGUAUAAUCAUGGCAUGUGUCAUGGCAGGCUCAACAUGCUUUCUGGCAUUUGUAGUGGCCCUCAGUUAGAUGCUACAUUCCGUACACAUUACAGGAACUAGCAACAUAGCACAGGGAUGAAGCUAUGUUAUGAAGCUAUGAAGGCCCCUCAGCAAAAGGACAGCAGGGGGGAGUGUUUCUUACAAGUGCCUUUGAAAAUUACCUUCUGGUUUUUGUGGGUAAGGUUUUUGACAUUUUUUUCCACUGUGUUUACAAUCAAAAUACUAAACUGGGAUUGAGCAGAUGUAAAAACAGUUGCCGCUAUAUGCUAAACAAUGCUUUGAUAAUACAGUGCAAAACUACCUUUAUUCUUCAAAAGGAAAUCUAACAUUUUACACAUCCAGGAGGCAGGAAUUUGUUGACUAAUGAUACUUGAAAAGAAAAUCCACCUUCUGCAAUUCCAUUUAGAGAUGGUAAGAAUGCGCUUCAGUUCAGUUUUUUUGUUUUAGCCAAAAAUUAAAAACCUGCCUUGGAGCAGACUUCUUUACAAAGUCAUAUUUGUUUGGGGAAGGAGAAAAGGGGAACGUAUGCAUGGAAAGAGCUUUCGUGAGAAUAUGUAAUUGUAUUUAGAAAAUCAACAAAUUACUAUAUUUGAAAGUUUUAUAUAUAUAUAGAGAGAGAGAGAUUUUUAAAAUCUUACAGCUCUUUAGCUACUGUAGAGGUUAUCACUGUUGUCUCUGUAUAAGUAGAAUAUAUAUGAAGAGACCUGCUGGAUCAGACCAAGGGUCCAACAGUGGAACUCAGUGUCAGGACAUGAAGGCAAUAGUCUCCGCAUUGUUUACCUUCACAUCUGCUAGUUGGAGGUGUACUAUUACUAAACAUGGAGAUCCUUUUUUAGCAUCAUGCCUACUAGAUAGAAAUAGUCUCUAUUUAUCUUAGGCAUUUUUCAAGCUAUCAAAUACAGAGGCCUUUGCCACAUCUUGUGGAAGUGAAUUCCACAAGUUGAUUUUUGUUGUAAUACUGUGAACCCCCUGGUAGUUGGUUGGGGGUUUUUUUUUAAGAAAAAGAAUAAUGUGCAUUAUAUACAAAUAUUGCCACUUCUGAUCACUGCAUUGAUUUGCAAUUAUAUAUAUGUGUGUGUCAAUAGAGGGUGAGGUGACUUAAAUUAGUUAAUAAUAAUAGUUUGCACAGGUUAAAGUAGUUUGAUCUAAUAAUUCUAAGGCUUUAUUUUUAACAUCCACAGGAAACCUCCCUGUAUAUUCUAACCUACAAAGUGUUAUUUUCACUUCUUUCAUUUAUGGACUACCACUAGAUUAUGACUGGCUUGUGGCAUGAAACCUGUACAGUGAAUGCAUCGAGGGAGGGCUACAGUAGUCUAACCAAAAGGCCUGUAGGUGUCCUUUCAUGAAAAACAGAGCAAAUGAGUCAGUUUCUCCUGUUGCAUCAGCAAAGUACUAUUCGUUGAUUUAAUCACUUAUGCUAUCACUUGCGGACUCAGUCUGAGCAACAAAUGAUGUCACCCAGGAAUCUCCAGACUUCAUAUGAAACUGCCUUAGACACAUUACUGGUCCAUCUGUCUUAGUAUUAUCUACUGUUAUCUAUUCUGGCACUCCAGGGUCUUUCCCAAACUAGUAACUUCAGAUCUUUCUAAAUUGAGUUGUCAGGGAUUAAACUUUGGACCUGCUUGAAGAGCAGGAGACCCCUUGACAGUUUAUGUGUUAUGUGGAGAUCAGUGCAUCCCUAUAUAGUAGCUGAGAAACUUAAGACUGGUGCAAUCAUCUUCUUAGUGCAUCCUUUUAAUGCUAUAGUUCAGUGAGAAAUCAAUUAACAAACUAACAGCUCUAUUCCUACUGUUACUAUGGUUUGUGUGUAUUCUUUGUUUACAGGCACAGACAUCACUCAGGAUAAGUAGCAUAGGCUAGCAGUGUCCUUCUUGCUUUCUGGGGUUUAUGGUUUUCAAAAUAGUUGUGGGUUUUUUUGGCCAGGAUUGUGAUGGGAUAGAGGAAAGAAUGGGGAGGGUGAUGGGGAGGGGGAGGAAGGAAAGAAGACAAAUGAGUCAAGAGGCCAGACUUCAGGAAGAAGUUUGUUCAUGUUCUUGUUGCACCUUCAGUCUUUACCUGCCCCUGUGUGUUUAUUUCGAGACCACUCUUUGACAAUGCUUUAUUAUCUUUUCAAAAGAAAACUGAAGUCACUGGAUGCUAACAGAUAAAGAAACUGCAAGAUCAGAUUUUCUGUUACAUCACAUGUAGGCAGAAUAUAUUAUUUCUCGUACAGCUAAGAAAUCCAAUUUCACUCAUAUUUAAUUGACCUCACGUUCUGGAGAAAAGUGUCUCUCUCUCGCUGCACUAUCUUUCUCUAGAACAGUUGUUAGUAUUUAUCUAAGCAUCUGCUUUUCUUGUGCAAUUUCCUCAAAUCUUUGUUUCUCCCCACAAUGAAAUCAUUUUCCCUGUUAUUUAUUAUCCUGCAGUGAUUUUAGAGGUUUUGUAACUGAAAUGUGCUGCAAUUUUGUUCUCAGCUAAGUCGAAACACUCUAUUUUUGUCAACUACAGCGUCAGAAUUUUUGAGUGACUUUAAAAAUGGUAGAAUUGCGGUUUUAGGUAAAGGCACACAAAUAAUGAAACUUGUUUGCUUGUUUUGGCUGUGAUCCUUAUUAUUUCAAGAACCUGAAGUUUUUAUCAGUGAGAUUCUUCAUGUGGCUUCAUAUUUGGUGUAAGAAUCAGUGGAAUAUGAAACAUGACUGAUCUUGACAUCUUUUUCAUGUUUCCAGAGUCUUUGUGAGUUGCCCUUAUGCAUAUCUCCCUUAUGGAGAGCUGCAUCCUACAUUGAUAACACACAUUGCAUUGCAAUGCAAUGCAGUCUAAUGCUUAGGUUCCAGAGCUAGGCUAGUUGGGCAGCACAGCAUGGCCAUUAACAGAACCCUUUAUGGGGGGGGGGUGUUUUUCUGAACUAUGAUGCACUAAAGGAUUGCUAAAUUGGCUAUUGGAUCCAUAGAGGCCACAGGCCAAGAGGGAGAGCGCUUCUACUUACACUAGAAGGAAUGCAAUAAUUGUUGGAGGGGGCCUUGUAUGCUGUGUAGUGCUGGAUGCAGGACAUCCAGAUGUGGAACAUCUGCAACUGAUGAUGGACCAGCCACUGCACCCAGCAAGGGAGAGCUGAUCACUCCACUAGAAAAAUGGUUCUGUGAAAUCCCAUCCAGCAGAACUCGGUCUUUCCGAAAAUAAAUGUUGACAUGCAUCUGAGGUUUUUCUUUGUGCUGGGGUAUUUCAGAAACAUAAGACCUUGAUACUGAAUUGGAAACUAGCUACUCACAGAUGACGUGUUUCCGUAUGUUGUAGGAUAUAUGUGGCCUGGAAGUUUUGAAAAGAUGUAAAAUCUGGAUUUAGAAAAGAAUUGUUUUUCCUUUCUUCAACUCGUUUUCAUUAUCACUAAAAUAUUGUCAUCUUCAUUAUACCUGUUUGUAGUUUCCUUUCCAUAGUCUAAUACAGGCUUCCCCAAACUGCGGCCCUCCAGAUGUUUUGGCCUACAACUCCCAUGAUCCCUAGCUAAGAGGACCAGUGGUCGGGGAUGAUGGGAAUUGUAGUCCAAAACAUCUGGAGGGCUGAAGUUUGGGGAUGCCUGGUCUAAUAGUUCUGAACGUCCUCAAGGAUAUGAACCACUUUAUUUAAUCAGAGUUUCUAUACCAUUAUUGUUACAUAUUUAUAGAUCCAAAAUCAGGUCACUUAAAAAAAAAUAACAAUGAUUGCCCAAUCCUUAUAUUACUGUGAAAUGUUUCAAGUGUCAUCGAGAGAAUAUAUAUUAUUGCUUUUUGUUUGCUAAGGUUCAAAUAACAAAGCUCUUGGUACAAAUAUUAAUUUUCUCCCCAAGAGUUUAAAUUAAUUGGUGUUGCACUUUGAUUAUCUGCACGAAUCAUUACAGACGCUGUAAUAUAUUUUUGUAUAUGUUUAUAAGAUUUCUCCUUUUUGUGUGUAACAGUUCUGGGAAAUAAAAUUCGCUGUUUAAUAAAGUUAA
Molecule: messenger RNA, 6003 nt
Organism: Zootoca vivipara (common lizard)
Lineage: Eukaryota; Metazoa; Chordata; Lepidosauria; Squamata; Lacertidae
Gene: EHD4
Product: EH domain containing 4
Biological process (GO): endosomal transport; endocytosis
Cellular component (GO): plasma membrane; cytoplasm
Molecular function (GO): calcium ion binding; GTP binding; protein binding
Source: RefSeq, a predicted model, not a curated record